Molecule: messenger RNA, 621 nt
Organism: Stereum hirsutum FP-91666 SS1
Lineage: Eukaryota; Fungi; Basidiomycota; Agaricomycetes; Russulales; Stereaceae
Exons: 4
Coding region: 1-621 (206 amino acids)
Source: RefSeq, a predicted model, not a curated record
AUGACAGACGCUAUAGAAAUGGACGAGCUGAAUCGCAGACGUCCGCCAGUUCACCCAGAUCUUGCCACUGAGCGCAACCAGCAGCCCUUUGACGAUGACACCAAGGAUAGCACUCUUUCAGCCUGGAGCUGGGUUGCAGCUUCGAUACUAUCGCUGUGGUCCAUCAUGUUGAUGUUAUUUCCUCGAUUCUUGCUCUUCGCUGCCGAGGAAGGACAGACCCUCACUGGAUUCGAGUCCUUCCUGUCGGUCCACUUUGGGAUUCUUUUAGCCGGAGUAUCUGCAGGUCUUAUCAUCCAUAUACCUUCUGCCCAUCCAGUUCCCAGGCUCGAAGACACGACGCCCAAUCAUCCUCUGCUCGUCAUCACGACUGUGACUACAUCACUAAGCGCUUUCAUAGCGUAUAAUACACCUGGUCUGGGUGGUCUUCCGGUUUUAUAUUCUGCAUGUACCGGCACUAUUGGUUUAUGGGGUUUAUGGGCGAUCACUUUUGGGAAUGCUGGUCUGAUAUCGAAUAAGACGGGAGCCGAUAAGCACACGAGCUCCUUUAUUUUCGGAAAUAAGUCGUCAGCAUCAGCGCAGAAGAAGGCGUGGAAGAAGGACCAGAAGAAGAGGAGUAUUUAG